CGCGGCGGCCGCGCGCAUGCGCGCAGGGGAGCUGACGCUGCGCGAUGGCGGCGGCCUGAGGGCGGCCAUGGCGGGCCUGGCGCGGCGCCUGCCCUGCCGCGGCCUGUGCGUGCCGGCGCGGCCGCCGGGCACCCGCCAGCUGCGGGAGGCCGAGGAGGCUGCCCCGGUGUUCCAGUACGCGGGGAAGGCGGCCAGGCGCAAGGACCGCGUGUUCGUGUGGGGCUUCAGCUACUCGGGCGCCCUGGGCAUCCCCAGCUUCGUGAAGCCGGACGCGGGCUGGAAGAAGCCGCGGCGCAUCCAGCCCACGCCGUACCGCCUGGAGACGGAGGAGAAGAUAUCCUCUGCUGCCUGCGGGUAUGGAUUCACACUGCUGGCUUCUAAUACCAGAGACAUCACCAAAGUGUGGGGCAUGGGGCUCAACAAGGAUUCCCAGCUUGGAUUCCAGAGGAGCAGAAGAGAUCAAACUAAGUGCUAUGAAUAUGUCUUGGAACCAUCUCCAAUUCCAUUACCACUGGAGAAACCACAGCAAACUCGAGUCUUGCAAGUGUCCUGUGGGAGAGCCCAUUCCCUGGUCCUGACAGACAGUGAAGGAGUUUUCACAAUGGGAAACAAUUCUUAUGGACAGUGUGGCCGGAAGGUUGUUGAAGAUGAAAUUUACAGUGGAAGCCAUCUCAUUCAUCAGCUGAAGGAAUUUGACAGCAGAGUUGUCCAGGUUGUGUGUGGGCAGGACCACAGUCUGUUUAGAACCAAGAAAGGUACAGUCUAUGCAUGUGGAUGGGGAGCUGAUGGACAAACAGGUCUUGGACACUAUAACAUCACCAGUGUUCCUACUAAGCUGCAUGGUGACAUUGCUGGAGUAAACAUUAUCCAGGUCUCUUCCUAUGGGGACUGUUGCCUGGCUGUUUCGGAUGAAGGAGAUGUCUUUGGUUGGGGAAAUUCAGAAUACUUGCAGUUGGCUUCUGUCACAGAAACCACACAGGUGAAUGUUCCCAGGCAUUUGCCAUUCAAGAUUGGGAAGGUAAAGGAGGCUGCCUGUGGAGGGACGGGCAAUGUUGUGCUAACGGAAGAAGGAAAUGUUUUUGUCUGGGGAUAUGGAAUUCUUGGGAAAGGACCAAACCUAAUAGAGACAGCAGUGCCAGAGAUGAUCCCACCCAGCCUUUUUGGCUGGUCAGACUUCAGUCCAGACACCCGUGUUGCUCAUGUUCGCUGUGGACUCAGCCAAUUUGCAGCCCUUACAAACAGAGGAGAACUGUUUGUGUGGGGGAAGAAUCUAAGAGGGUGCCUGGGAACUGGAAGAAUGGAAGACCAAUAUUUCCCAUGGAGAGUAAGGAUGAUGGUAUUUAGGCCAAGAGUGACUGUCCCCGGUGAGGUGGUGGAUGUGGCCUGUGGAGUUGAUCAUAUGGUGAGCAUGGUCAGGUCUUUCACCUAGAGCUGCUGCUGGGUCUCAGCCCUGCACCAGGGCCAUGCAGGGACUUGGUGACAAGCUUCUUGGAAAGGAAAACUCAUUUUAUGAAGCCAAGUGACUGUGAGCAGAGACAGCCAUGGCAGUGUCUGGGUGCGUUAUCAUCCCUGCAUCACUGGAGUGCUCUGGCCUGGCUGCAGGAAGGAAGCACAUUCCCUGAGGAGUGUGGAAAUCCAAGGAGUGCUCUGGUUCCUUCAUGAUGAGCUCCCAGAGGAUCUGAGGCCCAGCCCCAAGCUGGUGAGCCCCUCUGUGCCCAGAGAUGAAGAGCAUCUCCCUUAAGGAAGACUGGCAUGGGAUGAAAUCUACAGCACAGGACAUUGAUAUAUGGACAUUUCCUGUCACCAGCUCUGGAGUGUCAGUGCUGGGCAGAGCCAAACUAUUUCUCAAGGGAAAAGUUGGGUGUUUUUUAAUUACUAAUAUGUGGAAGAGUGCUCCUGCUAGGUCUUGAAGCCCAGCACAGCUGUCCUGGGUGGCUGCCCUCAGCUGCACCGUGCCCAGGCUGUUGUCCUGUGCAGAGACUGGAUGCACAGCCCUCGCCUGGAGGCAGUGAUGUGUCUCUGGGCUGUUGAAGGUCUUCUCUGUUUAGUGCUAAAGACAACACCAAAGGAACACAUUCAAAGAGUGAGAACCUGUUUGCAGGGGUAAGUACUAUCAAAUGAGACAGCAGGCUCUCUGUGCUGCAGAGGGCAGAUGGAUGGUGACAGCAGCCAGUCUAGCUUCUUGAGGGAGGCUGGAAACAAAACCCUGCAAGAUCAGUGCUCAGGCAUGGAGCAUGGAUGUGAGCAGUGCUUACUGCCCCUCAGGUACUUUUGUCUCCUUGUGCUGAUCACACAUCACUGCCUUAGAUUUUUUUUUUUUUUUGAUCCCCUACACCCUUUCUGUUUUCAGAGGUAUGGCUCUCAGUUGCAAUUAGCUGGGGAUUUCAGGAUUGCCUAGCAGGGGAUGGAGUCUUAAUGGGUAAGAAGCAGAGCUUCAUUUCUUGGUGCCUUUGUAGCAGUAAGCUGAUAGAGAUGGGAUACAACAGCUGUGAGUAUCUGUAGCAGGCACUUACCCAGUCUCACACCCCAGUGUGGGAAACUGUCUCCUGUGAAACACUCCAAGCAUCAGGCAGAGUUGUGUCUUUUCUCUCUGUGUGGAAUACUUCUAGUAUCUAGUGCAAACUAUUUUGGUGGAAUCCAAGCUAGUAGGUUUUCAAUAAAGUGAUUAUAAAAUCUUUAUCAGUAGUAAUAGGAAUGUUCUUGAGCAUGAUCUGCUAUGCAUUGAUUGGAUUUGAACUGCAUUUGCUGCAUUUGAACUGCAGCAUUUUGGUUCACAGUUGUGUGACAGGAAACCACUGCUGUCAGCUGAGCCAGCUCCAUACCUGCAGGAUUUAUAGUGUUGCAGUCAGGCAUUGCACCCAUGGCCCCAUGGGACACCACAUAUACUGGCUUCAUUAGCUGAAAUUCUAUACCAGAACUCAGUGUGUAAACUUUAUCUUGAUUAAAUAAGUUUUGAAGGGUUUACAUAGAAUAUAGGAAAGGUGAACCAAAGUACAUGGAAAUAGAGACACAUCUCUUGAGUUGUUGUUGAUGUUCCUGUGUACCAGGUGUUGCUGGGUGGGUGAGGCAGAACAGAAGGCUGCUGUGAAACUGCCAGACCUUCACUACUCUGAACUCCCAUUUGGUUGGCUUUAAUUUACACCUGAUUCUAUGUGCAACUUGGGCAACUCGCAGUGCCCAAGCAUGUCUUGUUUGCCUUAUGGGAGUAUGUUUGCCCUUUCAGCUUGAGGAGGCUUAUUAAUCCAUGGAAAACACGUACCAAAACUCUGGGGAGAAAGGUGUUACAAACAAUUCCUUUCAUGGAUGUUGCUGUUGAGGUGGGCUGGUUAGUGCUGGGCUCUCAGCUGCUCUCAUUCCCAGCUGUUUCCCAGGGCACCUUGGGGCUGGGCCUUCUGAAGAGCUGGGAGCAGUCCUUGUGUUGCAUUCUUGCUGUGCAAUAAAUUGCAGAUUCUUUGUGUUAAUGAGA
Molecule: messenger RNA, 3466 nt
Organism: Motacilla alba alba
Lineage: Eukaryota; Metazoa; Chordata; Aves; Passeriformes; Motacillidae
Gene: RCC1L
Product: RCC1 like
Exons: 11
Coding region: 17-1429 (470 amino acids)
Source: RefSeq, a predicted model, not a curated record